Molecule: messenger RNA, 339 nt
Organism: Lathyrus sativus (Indian pea)
Lineage: Eukaryota; Viridiplantae; Streptophyta; Magnoliopsida; Fabales; Fabaceae
Source: the annotation of a GenBank genome assembly
AUGUUAGUGGUUAUUAUAGCAUGCCAAAAGGGGGGACAAUCCAGCCCUUCUACUGUUCAUGACCGCCCUUGUUUUCUUGAUGACCGCAUCAAUCUCCCAGUUAUUAAUAUGGAUGUGCAUAGUAACAUACCUAUUUAUGGUGGUGGAAGCUAUCUGGAUGCUAACACCAAAUUCAUUAGCAAUUAUUUUCCUCAUCAACACACAAAUAAUUGUGAUGCCGACAUACUACAACCUACCAAAAGAGAAAAAAAAAUGAUUUAUGAAUUUUCCAAACAUUUCCAAUCACAAGAUACAUGGAAAUGUCAACCACAAACAAUUGAAAGUGAAGCAGCUUCUUGA